Molecule: messenger RNA, 1022 nt
Organism: Caenorhabditis angaria
Lineage: Eukaryota; Metazoa; Nematoda; Chromadorea; Rhabditida; Rhabditidae
Source: the annotation of a GenBank genome assembly
AUGACAUCGAAUGUUCUAACACUGAUGAAUACGGUACAUUUUAUAGAUUACUGUACAUAUAAUCCAAAUUAAUAGAAAUGUUUUUAGAUAAAUUGGAAGCCUCUUAUGAUGCAAUCCUUCAGUCUUUGGCCAAUGUUAAUCGCUUUUCUUGGAAUUCCAUUUUUAGUCCAAUGUGGAAGUAAAAAGAAAAAUGUAUGUUUUCAGAUUUUUGGGGGAAGAAUUGGGGUUUCGGAAACCCAGCUGAAAAAUAUUACCGUAUUUUUGGAGCUCUAAAACUUAGCUCACAUCCAGCUCUAAAACUUAGCUCAGAUCCAAUAUUUUCAGUCAGAAAUGAAAUCGACUUCGGAAUCGAAACCAAAACCGGUUGCAGCUGCACCUCCUCCAGCUGAAGAAAAGAAGACAGCAUCGAAAAAAGAGGAUGAAUCGGUAAUUUUAUCGAAAUUCAAAAACGAAUUACUAUUUUCUUACUUUUUCAGAAGAAACCUGAAGAGAAGAAAACUUCAUCGAAAAAAGAAGAAGUGAAAAAAGAGGAAGCACCGAAAAAAGAGGAAAAGAAAGAGGAGAAGAAAGAAGAUCCGAAAGGAAAAGAUGAUUUCAAAAAACCGACAGAUGAAGCAGCGGUGGCUGGUAAAAAAGAUCCAAAUUAUCAAACACUUGCUGGUUUGGAUAAUGAUGGAGUAUUUGGAGCGGAUAAGAAUCCGAAGAAGAAAUUCAAGGCGCCUGAAAAAGUGGAAAAAGCUGACGCGAAAGAUCCGCAAUAUGAGACUUUGGUUGGAUUGGGAGAGGAAGUUUUCAAAGAGGAUGGAGGAGAGAAAAAAGAUGGAGAAAAGAAAGAAGGAGAAAAGAAAGAAGAAAUGAAAAAGAAGGAAUUCAAACCACCAGAGAAAGUUACAAAAGCAGAUGCAAAAGAUCCACAAUAUGAAACAUUGAAUGAAGUGGAUAAAGGAAUAUUUAAUAAUGAUGGAGAGAAGAGCAAAGGGGAUAAGAAAGAUGAAAAAGAGGAGAAGAAGGAUAAAAAAUAG